Messenger RNA from Salvia miltiorrhiza (redroot sage), 3179 nucleotides. RefSeq lists its product as uncharacterized. The coding region runs from base 280 to 2985 and encodes 901 amino acids. NCBI's taxonomy places the organism in Eukaryota, Viridiplantae, Streptophyta, Magnoliopsida, Lamiales, Lamiaceae. The transcript has 7 exons. The record is from RefSeq and is a predicted model, not a curated record. Gene Ontology annotation, molecular function: protein binding.
AAUAUAAUCCUUGAAAAAUGAUUGAAAUCGCAGCCGAAAAGGUGUAAAGACUUAUGAAAUCUAUCCACCAUUUCUUUCUCCCCCAAAUUUCGGACACAAUAUAACCGGCUUAUAGUUAUGUCCCUAGUUUCCCUCUCUUCCACCACUCACUCUCCCAGCUCGCAAAACAUUCUCGCCAAACACCACGAUUCUUGAAAAUAUCAUUUCCCAAAACUAGAAACUCGAUUCAUUAUGUGAUUUUUUUCUUUUCUCUUAGUUCUCAUAGGCACAUUCACAACAAUGAAUCGGACGGUGAGCAUAAGCUUGGACGACGAUGACUUCUUCGACUCGUGCGACAGGCUAUCGUCCGUGGUGGCCGUGGACCUCGCCUCCCUCUCCGACGACGACGACGACGAGUUCUACGAGGCGAGCCGCAUGUCCUUCGCGAGAGGCGGCGCCUCCAUCAAGCGCAUCUACUCCAUCGCGCCGGUGCGACCCGACCCCUCCGCCGCCAUCCCACCCGCCUACGACAUGUGGAUCGCGGAGCCCGGCGACGUGAAGGAGCGGCGCAAGCGGCUCCUCCAGGGCAUGGGCCUCGUCAGCAACAAGGACCUCCUCCGCAUCGCCUCCUCCAAGGUCGUCCGCACCGUCUCCAUCAAGGCCAACGCCCCCGCCGCCGAACCGGCCAACGAGCAGCAAGAGAAAGACGCGGACGAUAAACCCAAGGCCCAGGCGGUGGCGGUGCCCGUGAGGGCGAUCGUGCUGGUGCGGUCGCGAUCAGACGGCGACAUAGACGUGUUCUCGACGAAGACGAAGCAGCGGAAGCUGGAGUUGAUCGGCCCCGUGUCGAAGAACAAGCUGAUCCGGACCAUGUCCGGGCAGCUGGUGCCGAGCACGUCCAGCGCCAUUAAAGUGGUCCGAGAGAAGACAGAGCACAGGAGGGCCCCCUCGGAGCACAGCGUGGGCGUGGUGCAGGAUGCCAGCAUUGGGUCCUUCUUCCUCAUCAAGAAUCUCGACACCGGCACGGAUUUCAUUGUCAAGGAGUUCAACGAGGAGGGGAUGUGGAACAAGCUGAAUGACCUUCAGACGGGGAAGCAGCUCACCAUGGACGAGUUCGAGAAGUCCGUCGGCUACUCCCCCGUCGUCAAGGAGCUCAUGCGCCGCGCCUCCAAGAAGCACAAGAAGAAUUCGCACUUCACCAAGAGCUUCCGGAGCAGCACCAAGAAGGGCUCAGCCAUUUUGAAGAAUCUCAAGGGCGCCGCCAGCGGAUUCCUCGUCGUUGAGAAGAUGGAGAAGGCCGUCGCCGAGAAAGAGGACAAGGACAAGGAGGAGAAGGAGAAGGAGAAGGAGAAUAAUACGGCCGCGGUGCCCACCGAGCAGAAGGUUGAGAAGCAAUCGCCUCAAUGGGUGGACGCCCAUCAGCACGGAAAAUCAUUGAAAGAAUUUACGGCGCUGCAUUUCUCUCAGGAGAUUCAAGCUCACGAGGGCUCCAUUUGGACAAUGCAGUUCAGCUCCGACGCCCGCUUCCUCGCGAGUGCCGGUGAAGAUACCCACGUUCAUGUCUGGGAAGUCCGUGAAUGUGAGGUGGCGCAACCGAAGCCGCAGGCUGAAGAUUCAAGUUCCCACGGUGCUCCUGCUGAGCCUAGCACUGAUGGUGAUGAUGCUUCCAAUCGCCUUGUGCUUGCAGAGAUAACCACUCUGAAAAAGGGCAAGAAAACUGGAAAGGGAGGAGCAGCCGCCGCCGCAAUCCCUGACCACGUGAAGUUGCCGGAGAUGGUGGUCGGACUUUCGGAAAAGCCCAAGUACACUCUCAAAGGUCACAAGGAUGAAGUAUUAGAUUUGGCAUGGUCGCAAUCUCAGCGACUGAUUUCGUCUUCGAUGGACAAGACGGUGAGGAUGUGGGACUUGGAAACAGAGAGCUGUGUGAAGAUCUUCGCCCACAGCGACUACGUGACUUGCAUACAGUUCAAUCCAGUAGCUGAUAAUCACUUCAUCAGCGGCUCACUCGACGGGAAGCUUCGCAUCUGGAGCGUACCUGAUCGCCAAGUUGUCGACUGGACCGAUGUUCAUGAGAUGGUUACCGCGGCUUCCUACACCCCUGAUGGCCAGGGAGCUAUAGUCGGAUCACAACAGGGGAACUGUAAAAUGUACAGUGUUCAAGAUUCGACGUUGGAACAUCGCAUGGAUAUCCAGAAGAAGAAGAAGUCACAAGCCAAGAAAUUCCCGGCGUUUCAGUCCCCAUCCAAGAAACUCCCCGGUUUUCAGACUCCAGCUCCAGCUGGAAAAAUCACUGGUUUUCAGUUCACUCCUUGGAGUCCAUCUGAAGUGCUCAUCACUUCAGCCGACUCUCGCAUCGGAAUCUAUAACGGUCCAGACCUCAUCCAAAAAAUCCGAGGAUUCCGGAAUACGAGUAGCCAGAUGGCGGCGUCCUUCUGCCCCGACGGAAAACACAUCAUCAGUGCCAGCGAAGAUUCUCAAGUGUAUAUCUGGAAAGUGGAAGAAUCCAAGAGCCAAGGAGCCGCCAAAAAGAAGAUCGUAGUUGAGGUGAAUGCUCAUGAGAACUUCGCCUGCAAAGACGUAUCGGUGGCGAUUACAUGGCCGGGGAGUACAAAAUACGAGGCGCCCGCCGUAGACCUACACCCCAAAAAGACAGCCACCAUAAAACGGCCCGCAAAUACUCCUUCAACGCAAGAAGAAGAUGGCGGUGCAGCACCAGCAGCUUUACCUCCUCUUCCCAAGAAAAAGAAGGAGGGCUCCGCGUCGGAGGAGAAGAAGGCCUCUGCGGAAGAUCAGGCCCCGGAGGAAACAAGUGAGGCGGCCGCGGCUGAGGCAUCAUCUUCUGCCGCGGAGGGUGAAACGCAGGCUCAGCCUGCGGAGAGCAGCAGCAGCACCGUGCAAGCGACGACGUGGGGGCUGGUGAUCGUUACAGCGACCUUAGAAGGCGAGAUCAAAGUGUAUCAGAAUUUUGGGCUGCCCGUCAAGGCCACUCGUCAGAUGCUCUUCUGAGAAUAACAAUUAGAUAUGUUUAUUCGACUAAGUUUUUUUAGACACCAGAGAUAAAUUGGAAGGCCUUUUUGGUAUAUCACAUGUAACUGUUUACAAUAUUUUCUUCUUGUGUUGUGGUUCAUCAAUACACGAGGCCAAAUGCUACAUCCACGUAUUGUCAAAAAAAUAUUAAGAAAAGAAAAUAGAGAAUGCGG